Molecule: messenger RNA, 2328 nt
Organism: Babesia bigemina
Lineage: Eukaryota; Apicomplexa; Aconoidasida; Piroplasmida; Babesiidae
Product: WD domain, G-beta repeat containing protein, putative
Exons: 1
Coding region: 1-2328 (775 amino acids)
Biological process (GO): mRNA splicing, via spliceosome
Cellular component (GO): catalytic step 2 spliceosome
Molecular function (GO): mRNA binding; protein binding
Source: RefSeq, a predicted model, not a curated record
AUGGAUUCGCUGACCUCUUACGAUAGCGACGAUGGCGCUCCGCCCGGUGACACGGCGCCUACCACACUCACGCCCGCGCCAUCAGCAGGGAAGGGGAAACAAGGCUCCAGCGCGACCAAUAGCGCGUACAAAGGGAUCAAUAAUGGACAGCAACCGGGAGGAGACGGUCUAAUUACUAGUAACCCGGUCCACCAGCACUUUUUGGCCUUUGGUAGCGGCCGCUCGACACCGCAGUCCAGUGUGACCCAAAGCUCCGAUCCAUCCUCUACCACCAAUCGCAACCCAUACACCCCUUCAAGCCAAACAGUAAACCAUGGAUCCACAGCCGCACAAGCACCUUCGGCUUCCGAAUCAACCAAAUCGCAACCUACGCCCAGCUUUGCCAACGUCAAUACCAUGGACACCGAGGCCCUAGAAGGAGCCGGCUCUCUGAGCUCUCGGAUUCACGCCUCAUAUCACCGCUCAAACCUAGCGAAGUCCAACGACAUUAGCACGGAGAGGCCGGUGCGCUAUGGCGGCAAGUACAAACCUUCCACGGAGGAGAGCUCCUCCCUUGCCGUGUUGCCGGAUGGUCGCAUGGGUGUGGUGUCGGUUCAAUUUGGGUCUCGCAACAACGCUACUGGGCUCGUGAGUGUUAGCGGCGCAGAUGCCGACGCUGGAGCGGCGAUUACCGAGCCCGAGGUGGUUGCGCGUAAGAUGCAAAGCAUGGAGGCUAACGCCACAGCUCUGAUGAAGAGCCGGCUGAGGGAGCACACUAGGAAUGCACAGGACAUGGUGUUGUUAAACUACCCCGUUGACCACCCGUACCACCAGAGCAUUUCGGUGAUUACGCAGAAGGCCCUCGAGAGCUACAAUAAGGCUAAUAGGAACCCAAUGGCGCCGGAAGCCGAGUCCGUCAGCGGCGUGUUUGUCACUCCCUCCGGCGUCACCGAGAAAACGUAUGUGGACGAGGUCAGCUUUGAUGACCAGUUGCGUGAAGGCGACCGGCAAGUGUCCCUCGCCCACCAAAGUGACGGCGACGCUAAGCGGCGUCGGCGUCUGACUGAAAAGGAGGUUGAAGAAGAGGGAGUGUUCGGACCGUGGCGACCGUACGAAGAGACCGUUCAACCAGCUGCCGAUGUCGCUCCCAAGGAAGAGGGCAAGCCUGAGGAGGAGAAGCCCAAGUUACCGGUGUUCGAGACGAACACGCACAAGAUGGCCCACGUCGGCAUGGCCUUUCCGAGCUGCACCCCUGAUGUUGCUCUAGGCCGUAACGAAAUCGUGGUCGAGGAUGGAAAAUCGGAAACGCGGUACGAUGGCGUGGUCGUCUCGACGUUCCACCGCACGGUCGAUCCGAGUUCGCCCCCCUCACGUCCGUGGGUGCUUCCUCCGAAGAACUUAAAAAUGGUGGACCCUGAAGAAUACAAGUCGUUCCUGCCUAAGAAAGAGGUGUACACGUACACCGGCCACACGAUGGCCGUGCAGGCCAUCAGGUACAUCCCUCGCACCGGGCACUGCCUGCUGUCCGCCUCCAUGGACGGCUUCGUGAAGAUAUGGGACGCGAACAACAAUAGGCGUUGUAUGCGCACCUUCAAGGGCCACUGCAAAGGCGUGCGUGAUAUAGCGUUCGCGAACGCGUAUGGCACCAAGUUUUACAGCUGCGGUUACGACUCCUCGGUUAUCCUGUGGGACACCGAGUACGGCAAGGUGCUUGGCGUCUACGCGCAGGAAGCCCUGCCGUACUGCGUGACCGUCUACCCCAAGGACGAGGGCAUAUUCAUCGUCGGUGGCGCGAAUCGCAAGGCGUGCCAGUAUGACGCCCGUACCGGUAAGGUGUCGCUGGAGUACAGCGCGCACAUGUCGAACGUGAGCACCGCCACCUUCUUCAACGACGACCGCAAGCUGAUGACCACCGGUGACGACCGUCGUAUAGUCAUAUGGGAGUACAACCUGCCGGUGCCCGUGAAGCAGCUGGCGGACCCGUCGAUGCACAGCAUGCCCGCGGUGGUGAUGCACCCGAGCGACAAGUUCAUGCUCGCUCAGGCGAUGAGCAACCAGAUUCUGGUGUACGAGUCGUCCCAUUCGCGCUUCCGCUUCUUCGGCGGCAAGCGGUUCAAGGGCCACAUCUGCAGCGGCUACGCCAUCCGGCCGACGUGUUCGCCUGACGGCCGCUACGUGGCGAGUGGCGACGUGCGCGGCCGUGUCUUUUUGUGGGACUGGAGGACCUGCCGCAACCUGGUGACGCUUCCGGGUCACAAGUCUGUGACCAUGGACUGCCAAUGGCAUCCUCUGCAGCCUUCACGUCUGGCCACGUGCUCUUGGGACGGUACGAUCAAGCUGUGGGACUGA